Messenger RNA from Microstroma glucosiphilum, 285 nucleotides. RefSeq lists its product as hypothetical. The transcript is spliced from 2 exons. The annotation marks the transcript as partial. The record is from RefSeq and is a predicted model, not a curated record. Lineage: Eukaryota; Fungi; Basidiomycota; Exobasidiomycetes; Microstromatales; Microstromataceae.
UACACCCGCUCCUCUCAAGACGUUCUCGGCUCUCGUCAAGCAGUCGAAUCGCACCUCCUUUCUCUCCUCUCGCGGGGCCAGAAUCCAGUUAUUGAUCGGACUAAUGUUACUGUAGACCAGAGGAGCAACUGGCUCAGAUUAGCGGCUGACUGGCAGAAGGCGCAACAGAUCGCAGUUGAAGUGGAUGCCAUCUACUUUCAGACUGGAGUGGAAGAGUGUGCUAGACGACUCAAGGGACGAGUAGAGCACGAGACGAUCCAUUCGCCCGAGCAAGCGCUUCGGUAG